Messenger RNA from Aspergillus luchuensis, 729 nucleotides. It is a transcript of the gene mde1, whose product is annotated as methylthioribulose 1-phosphate dehydratase MDE1. Lineage: Eukaryota; Fungi; Ascomycota; Eurotiomycetes; Eurotiales; Aspergillaceae. Gene Ontology annotation, molecular function: methylthioribulose 1-phosphate dehydratase activity; metal ion binding. The record is from RefSeq and is a predicted model, not a curated record. The coding region runs from base 1 to 729 and encodes 242 amino acids. Gene Ontology annotation, cellular component: cytoplasm. The transcript is spliced from 3 exons.
AUGGCCCAAGAAAUCCAAAAGGAGAACAAUGACCAUUUGGUCCAGUCGUCUGACCCCGAGCAUCCCGCCAACUUGAUCCCUGAUCUCUGUCGCCGGUUCUACAAUUGGGGCUGGGUCACCGGUACUGGUGGCGGGACUUCCAUUCGUCGCGAUAACCAUAUAUUCAUCGCUCCUUCUGGUGUGCAGAAGGAGAUGAUGAAAUCCGACAACAUCUUCGUCUUGGAAUUCCCUACGCCCAAGUACCCUCCGUCCGAUCGCAAAUACAUUCGCAAGCCGCUCGACCUGAAGCCCUCGGCAUGCACGCCACUGUUCCUUGCCGCUUUUGAGCGCGGGGCUGGCUGCUGUAUCCACACUCAUUCUCAGUGGGCGGUCCUGGUGACCCUCCUGGUUGAGCGCGAAAAGGGCCCGAACGCCUGCUUUGAAAUUAGCAACAUUGAGCAGAUCAAGGGUAUCCCCCGUGGCAAGGGCAAGGGCAUGAUGGGAUUCUACGAUACUCUUCGCAUCCCGAUCAUCGAUAACACCGCGUUUGAGGAAGACCUCACGGGAAGCUUGGAGAAGGCGAUGGAGGAAUACCCGGACACCUAUGCUGUCCUUGUGCGGAGACACGGAAUUUAUGUGUGGGGAGACGACGUCGUCAAAGCCAAGACUCAGUGCGAGAGUCUAGACUACCUGUUCCAGCUUGCUGUUGAGAUGCACAAGCUUGGUCUCCCUUGGGUGAAAGAAACGUAG